AUGCAAGUAAAGGCGGAGGGCGGCUGCGCCAGCGAAACUCCGAUGGCCGGUAGGGAGUCGCGACUGGAUGGUUGUUGGCGGAAGGCGGCGGCAAUGUGGUGGACUGGCAGCCGGUCUGCUGGAACUCUGUGUUUAGGUGUAGUGCAUGAUAUAGAAUUCAAUCCUCGUGAGAUCUUUCCACUGGAUACAAAAUACUCCCUAAACAUUUUUGUGGUAAACCCUAACCCAAUUGUUAAGAGCUCAAAGCUUCGAAGAGUUUCAUCACGGAUGCCUCUUGAACCAGCAGCACGGGUGAAAGAUGAUGAUUUCGACUCGAAUCCAGGCUGUAGCCUAUGA
Messenger RNA from Striga asiatica, 336 nucleotides. Lineage: Eukaryota; Viridiplantae; Streptophyta; Magnoliopsida; Lamiales; Orobanchaceae. The record is from the annotation of a GenBank genome assembly.